AUGAACGAGAACGAGACAGAACCUGAGACCAACAAAGAUGAACGAUAUGCGGAAGAAGAGCAGGAUUUUCCAGGCCUGGGCGUAGCAGAGGAAGACUCGUCAGCAGCAACGGAAGUAGACACGGUAAGGCCGACAAGAAGCAUCAAGGGUCUGGUGAAGCCAAAUCAAGAUGCAAUCUGUGCAUCCUCGCCAUCUGUUCCCGAGGAGAACAAACAUCCCGAGCCCGUCAAGGUGGAGCAGAAGCAGCGGAAAAUUCGCGGGCUGGUGAAGCCCGACGGUGGAGAGACACCUCCGUUCAUCAAGGGAGUAGUAGGCAGCGGGAAGCAGAAGCACGAGAAAGGGAGGAAGCAUGGGACGAGCAACGAAGUUGAUGCUGUGGACGGUAUCAACAACGAGCACAAGGAUCAUGCACAGGCGACGGAUGCACCCGAUGGCAGCCAUUCGAAUGGAGCUGGAGAGAAGAAAGAGCCCAUGACGGAGACAGAGAAGAAAAGCUCGGAGUGCGAGGAGGGUGAAGAAGGGGGCGAGGAGAGGAAGAGGACGACAAGCGAGAGAGGGAGUGUGGCCUCGAGCAGCGGCAGCAGGAACGAGACGAGGAGCGGAGCGAACGCACAGGCGGAAGAGGAGCCGAAUGAUUCCGUCAUGAUCGCGCGGAUGCAGAGAGAGCAGAAGGAGAGGGAGGAGAAGUGCACUUUUUCUCCUGCCCUCAACCCCAAGUCGUUGCAGAUGGCAGAGGGCAGGGAGCGUAAACCACUCUACUUCAUUGACAAGCCCAAGGGCGAAGAAAAUCAGGAGAAUAUUAACCAUUCCCCUGGAAUCAAGGAAGCUGCAAGAAAACAUCAGGAGGAGUUGAGAAAGCUUGAGGCUGAGAUGGAAGAGAAGAACGCCAAAAUGAUUCAGAGCUUUUCGAUCAACCGGAGGAGCGAGGAGCUGUCAAACAGGCGCGUAGCCGAGGGAGAUGUCUUCACCAGGCUAUCUGCUGUGGAUGUGGAGAAGAAGAAAAAGAAGCUGCAGGAGAUGAAGAGCGGUCAGGAGUCGCUGCUCUCCUCUUCUCCGGGGGUGAGUGUGCUGCCCAAGAGCAAGGAGCUCGCGAUGAGACGGUCCGAGCAAGGUGACGUCAUCACCCGCCUGUCAAAGGUGGACUUGGAUGUCAAGUGGAGCAAAAUCCACCAGCUGAAGGAGCAGCUGAGCUUGGAAGAGGCGACCUCUCUUGUCCUCUUCUUCAUCGCUGCGACCAGAGGUAACCAUCGGCGACAGGUCAAUUCGGCAAGGGGAAGGGGAGGAGCGGACAGGAAGAGCUCGCGACCGAAGUCGGCUGGAGGAGAGGGAGAGAACUUCUUCGAGAGGUCAAUGAAGUACCUGGAGAAGAAGAAAGCGGCGCUGGAGGUCCCCCAGUCCUUGAAGAGGCAGAGAAGGCUGAAAGCUGUCUGUCAGGAAAAACGACUGCAGAAGGAGGAGGAGGAAUCAAAAAUCCUCUCAGCUCGGCCCAAGAUGAACGAUACUUCGCGAGAGCUGGCGUCCAGUAGGAGCAGUGUGCUGUCUCAAACAGGAAGACGAUCGACGGAUGCACAGCCGGAGCAAGGGAAGGGGGGCAAGGCAUCGCCAUCCGCAGCGAAGGGGAAGGAAGUAAAGAGGGAAGUGGAAGGGGGAGGGGAGAAGCGAGAGGAGAGAAAGGAAGCAAGAAAAGAGGGAGGGAACGCUUUGAGCGAGGAGAAGGACGUUCAACUCAAGAAGGAGUUGCAUCAGCUGCGCACGAAGAUAGAAAGCCUGGAGAAGGAAAAUCAAGCGUUGAAGGCUGAAGCAAGCAAGAAGGGGGAGCAGAUCCUGAAGCUUGAGCAAGACUUGCAGCAGCACCGGAAGGAGAAGGUGGAAGCGGAGGCCAAAAGAAAGAAGGAUGAGGGCGAAGUCAAAGAGGGGAGAGAGGCGGAUGAGGGAGAAAGGAAGGAGAAAGAGGAGGAGCAGGAGGGGUCGCAGGAACAUCUGGAUGCGGAUCGGGUCAAGUUGCAUGCCAAGGAAUGUCUGCGCGUUGCAAUGAGGCUACUUUCCUCCGAAUUCGAUCACGACGACUCCUUUCUCUUUGCCAAUGCUGCGCUCUCCUCAUUGUACACACCUUUUAUACUUUAUCCUUUGACCCAUGCCUCCGCCUCCUCCUUUCGCACAUUCAUCGCUUCCCCGCUUUGCUCGCUUCCUCUCUCUGGCUUUGACGUGAAAUUUCCCCAGGCAGUUUGA
This is a messenger RNA of Guillardia theta CCMP2712, 2229 nucleotides long. RefSeq lists its product as hypothetical. The transcript is spliced from 15 exons. The record is from RefSeq and is a predicted model, not a curated record. Bases 1 to 2229 code for a protein of 742 amino acids. Lineage: Eukaryota; Cryptophyceae; Pyrenomonadales; Geminigeraceae.